AUUUACUUCCGCGUUGCAACACGAACACUCACAGUUAAUAGGUCAACUUAAUUAUCAAUGUUCAUCAUAACAUGAUCAAUAUUUAGCGAGUUAUGGAUGUGUAGUUCUCUAUAUGGGGAAUUGACGUACCGAUGAUUGCAGAUAAUUGCAAAUAAACAAUUGUAACAAAAAUGUCGGAUUACCGGGAUGUCUUUCGAAAGCCGGAAACCCAGAACUGGUUUAAGGCGGCCAUGGGUAUGAACAUCACACGUGACUGCCUGCUCCACAUUGUAAAAGAGGCUAUACACGAAUUUUAUCAUACGAUCCGUAAAGAGAUAAACCGAAAACACGGAAUCCUGGAGAACGCUGUCUGCAGUCAGUGUCACACUCCUAACGUGCUGCCUUGUGAUACCGAUAAUAAAUGCUGCAAAUACAGAAAAUGCGCAUUUCAUGCAAUUUACAAGCCGCAGAAUUGCCCCAGUAACAAUUUAUGUAAUGACAUAUGUACUGAAAUUGUAGAAAAUCACCGAUUCCGCAAUCGUUCAAAGCCAAAAAGCUUUCAAGGCCCCACCUGGGUAAACACCGAUGCGUGCAAAUGGUGUGUACACUCGUGGCAGAUUGCAAAAUGUUAUCUCUCAAAAGACGGCUACAAAGACGUAAAUCAAGCAGAAGAUACCGACUUCAAUGGCAUAGUAAAUGUCAUAUACAACUGUGAAUUCUUUCAAAGAUAUUUUGCGGAGGACCUGACAAUAACGGAAAAUGUCUGCACAAAGGCUAGAGAUGUUGGGCGUGACGUUCGCCAUGCGCCCUCGAACGCCAUGACUCAACAGGAGAGUGACCGAGCCAUCGACACUCUAGUAGCGUUGUUGCAGAGCCUUAAACAUGCCGAUCACCAGGCUGCUUCGAAGUCUGCAGUGGACAAAUUAACACAGUUGAAGAACAAUACACUGGCUAUAACAGACGAAGAUGUAACGAAGAUUCUUGAAGCAUUCAAAGAAAGUUUGACAGAAGAAAUCAAAAGAAUUCUCUUAGACGAAAAGGACAAACUUGUAGUUACAAUGGAGAACACGGGCAAAAGCAUCACUGCAGAAAUCAUAAAAGCUGGAGAAGAACAAAUUGCGAUUAUAAAGAGGACAAAUGAAGAAAAUUCAUGCAUAAAAAGCAAACGUGCAAGCAAGGGCUUGGACUCGGACCAAGAUCCAGGAAGAACUGGCAAUGACAUUGCACCGGGCGCAUCGAUUGAGAGUCCAUUUGCAAGAGACAGUCCAUUAUUCAAAAUUAAGGCCUGGUUAAUAGAACAGUACCAGUCGAAUUGUGUCGCGCCGGUGUCGAUGCUGGAUCCUGACAUAGAUGUACCUUUAGAACGGAUCUACGUUCCCCCGUCCAUCAACGAACUUAAGAGAGGCCAGGAAGAUAGAUGUGGCGGGAUUGAGACGGACAAUACAUCAAGGGGGGAAGCCGACGUGAGUUGCUACAAAGAGUUGCUUCAUCGUGACGGGAAUCAGAUUAAUACAAUUUACAUCCAAGGCGAUCCGGGUUGUGGCAAAACGACCUUUUCAACAAAACUGGUUCUUGAUUGGUGUAAUGUCCAUUCGGAAAAUAUUAUCAGCACUAAAACAAAUAUCCCGACAAUGACCACUUCCAGCAAGGAGACGUCGAAAGAAACACAUUUCAGCGAUCUUGACGCUUUGCGAGACUACACAUUUCUGUUCUUUGUGUCAUUACGUGAUUACAGUGGAUCAAUGUGUAACGUCAGUCAGAUGGUCGAGGAUGCAAUAAAAAGCAACAAAUUACCUUGGGAUGACAGUGUCUGGGAACAUAAAUGCAUUGUUCUUACAGACGCCGCAGACGAAUGGUACCACCCCGAUUUAUCCUUUCCUCGGCCAUGUGACUAUGCUUGCAGGUGCGGUAAAGACCGGAGUAUGCCGCUGUACUUACAGCGAAAAAACAUUACCAACAUUAUAACCGCACGACCGUGGAAACUUGCCAACCGCAGGGUGAGCGAUAGCUUAACGCGUAUGUUCCAAAUUUCCGGCGUUGCGAACUACCAAACCUUGGCGGAAAAUGUCAUUAAUGUUUUAGCUGAGAAAGACGGUAUUUUGCAAAAGGCUCAACAAAGCAAAUGCAAUGAUUUCUUGAAGAAAUUAAAGAACAAAAACAUGAUAAAUCUCAUGACAAUACCAGCUAUUUGUGUGCAACUCGUUCAUCAGUUUUACGUUGGACGUUUAAUGGAAGAUUCAUUAUGUGCUAUAUACAUGAAUAUGCUAGAUAUGCACAUAGCCAAGGGGUUGCACAAACUUCAAAUUGAAAGAUUUUGACACUGAAGAAAUUUGCGUUAAAGAAAUAGAACACAUAUUUGGAACCGGAAAAAAUAAGUAUAUGUCGGCUAAUGGGUCGCUGGUUCGCUCUGCAAGUGCGCUUGCGUUUAAAACACUAACAGACUCUAGUAAACAAUCGUCGCUAGUCUUUGCGGAAAACACAAUCGCAAACCACAUGACGAAAACACAACUUGAUUACUUACUUCAGACAGGGAUUAUCACAAAGAAAAAAUCGUUGGCGCUUAGCCCGCAAAAGAAUAUUCCAUACAUGUUUGUACACAAAACUAUUCAGGAGUUUCUAGCAUCGAUGCAUAUUGCAAUUAAUCAGACGGAUAUUGAAGACAUCCUGAAAGACAUACAGAGGGUGAAUUGUGAUGGUGAGUCUAUUCUGGACAUCGGUCAGUUAUUUAUCUUUACGUGUGGAAUGUGUGCUCCAGUGGCUGAAAGAAUGUCAAAGCACAUGAUGGAUGUCAUAACAAGCGACAUGAAAAGCCAGCUGCUUUCUAUUUCAGACCAGGAGAUGGAUCUAUUUUCCACGCCUUAUUUAGCACAAAGAAUUUUAUUGGGUGGCUUUAUUGAAAGGUUGGCGAAUAAACAGCCGUGCUUACAACUGACACUCACUCAUAUAUCACUUGAUGAUUAUAGAAGACCUACCAUCAAGGAAAUCGAUGCUUUAAAUACGUUAAUAGAUAUGAACAUCUCAAAC
Messenger RNA from Dreissena polymorpha, 3003 nucleotides. RefSeq lists its product as uncharacterized. The record is from RefSeq and is a predicted model, not a curated record. The transcript has 5 exons. NCBI's taxonomy places the organism in Eukaryota, Metazoa, Mollusca, Bivalvia, Myida, Dreissenidae. The coding region runs from base 171 to 2297 and encodes 708 amino acids.